CUGCCGCAUCCUUUAUUGUUGUCAGCGUUUGUUUUUUCUUUCUUUCUUUCUUUUUCCUUCUCUCCUCAAUAAUUUGCGUUUCAGUUGCGGACUGACGCCUUCCGAGGAUGAGAGAUUACUGUAAUGUCGAGCCAUCAAGGUAAGAGUGAUCAGUUUUAGAACGGGGGCUUUAAAAGUUUUGGACCCGGGGAUGAGCUCCGCGGAGGAGGUCAGGAUGGGGGACGCCUGCUCCGCUGAUGAAGAUCUAUUGGCAAUGAUCAUAGAGUACCUGAGCUUUGCGGGAUAUGACAGUGUCGUUACCACUUUCAACGAGGAGCGCAAAUGCAAAGCUGUCAUAAAGCAAGAGAAACCUCUUCAUGGCGUUAUGACCAGUCUAAUUGACUGUUUUGAUAAUGGAGACCAAGAUGCUUUCUUUAAAGUCUGGACAGAGCAUAUUCCUGUUGGCAUAGUGGAGAGAGAUGUGAAUGCUCUCAGUCUGGAGUUCUACCUCCAUAUCCACUUCACUAUCGUUCCUCUAAGGUGGAAAGCUGUUAAAAAGAAUGAUGCUGACUUUUCGGAGAGAAUUUCAAGCUUGAAGAAAUAUUUCAAGACUCGUGGGGCAGCACUGAGCCAGACAGCAGAGUUCUUGCCAUAUUAUGCUCUGCCUUACGUGUCUGACCCCACUGUUCACCCCCUCUUCAAGGCUCUCUUCGAGGAGUCCUGGUUGGCACAGCUGAAGGAAAAGCUGGAGCGAUUCCUGACGUUGGUAAUAAAACCGAACACGCCGAGAUUGUUAACUUUAUACCAGAAGGACGGUGGGCGGAGCACCAGAGAGAACAUUCAGAAGCUGCAGCUGAAGCUGCAUGAAGCAGAAAAACGCACAAACUACUAUGCGGACAAGUUCAAAAACCUGCAGACUGAACACUGCAAGCUGAUUAUGAUAACCGCUGAGCUGGUUAAAUCACUUGAAGCCACUGUUGCAGGGAAAAUGGUCUCGCCUGACUACCUGCAAAGCCUGUACGAUGAACUACGCAACAGCCAGCAAAAGCACAGUGUGACUUCCACGGGCAUACAAAUGAGCAUAAAACCACAUUUAUCAAUGGAGGUGCCGAUGCUACCCUCGUUAAAUUAUGGAAAACUAAAGGCAGAUAUUGUUGGCAGCGACGAGAGACGUGCGUGUCUGUUGCUUCAGGCACUGUGCUGGAGACUGACGCACUCCCUCCCAGGUGACCAAAGAGAGAGUGUCCUUCAGGCCUACAUCCGUAAUGAUUUGCUGGAAGGCUUCUCUGACAAAUCGAAAACUGUAGUUGGUUUACUGGAUUCUUCUGACGAGAUGGUCCUUGAAUACAUGGUUCGGCUCAUCAAUGCGUUUGCUUCUUUUGCAGCUGGUCGGGGUUACCUCGCUCAGAUUCCAUCCCUUCUGAAACUCCUGAUGGAUAUUCUCAAGAAGGAGAAAAACAGUUCAAUUAGGGAAAAAACUCUAAUGGCAAUACAGAAACUGAGUCUCAGGAGGAGCCAGCAGACGCCCAUGAUAGAAGACGAUCUGAUUAGCUGGCUGGUGAAUGAGCUCCAGGACUCGGACUGCCUGAGUGACAAUACUCUGGAGUACUCCACCGCCUUACUUCUGAACCUGAGUCUGCGCACAAAAGGAAGAAGGAAAUGUGCAGAAGACGCCAAGCAUGUGCUAAAGGUCCUAAUUGACCUCCUCGGACAUGAAAAUCAUCAGAUCCGUUCAUUCGUGAAUGGGACUUUGUACAGUAUCUUCUGCGUUCCCUCUGUCAGGGAAGAAGCUAAAGAGAUGAGUUUUGAGGCGAUUCUCCAGUGCUACACCAAAGAGGGAAAUCCAAACUUCAGCAGGCAGAUUGGGUUCAUCAUCAAACUACUGAACUCUGAUAAGGAAGAGGAUCCGGAGUCGGAUGACGAGGAAGGGGAUGACAACAACGAAGAUUUACUGGAGAUGGAGCACAGCGAAGAUGAAAUUCUGCAGCCGCAGUCAGGGGAACUGACAGGAGAGACUCUUCUUACCACGGACUACCUUGGUAUUAUGACCAACGUGGCACAAAUAAAAAUCAAUACUCCAAUUCUUGAGCCAUUCCAGAGACCGGUCACCCCAAAGACCGCUGCCAGAUCAGAUAUAUCUCUUCUUGGCAGUCCCCCGGGCACCUCCGACUCCUUCCAUCAGAGCCCAGACUCGGCAUGUGGGCAAAUAACUCAGGAGUCGGGGUUGUGCACUCCAUAUGAGGAUCUCCUGAUGAAAACUGGUGCCAAGGAGAUGUCCACUGGGCAAGUCAUGAGUCCUGAGUCUGUGUUUGCAUUCAUGUCUCGGCCAAAACUUCCACGAACACCUCAGGACCACCUGUACAGCUCUUCGGCAGGUCCAAGUCCAACAUUGCAGAGCGCACCCGCCGCUGAUGCACCUAAAAAAUAAGCACUUCACCGCAUUAAUUCCGUGAAAAGCUGAUUUCAGGAUUCUGCUGCAAGUACAAUAAUUUGAACAAAAUGAAUGACGGUUUUCGAUUGAUGUAAUUUUAAAUAAAGAAUUGACACAGAGGCAACUGAAGACUGGAAUGUUUGACGUUUUGUAACUAUAAGUAUUUUUAUGCCUUUGAAUGCAAGUCAAGAAAUGUUGAAAAAAAGCUAAAGUUAAAGCUCAUCUCUGAACUCUUCCCAAACCUUCUGCAAUGCUGAGUGACUCUGUGCUCCAGUGCAUGUGCCUCUGGGAGCUCUCUGGAACCUCAUGCUUUAUUAUACUGAGAUCUCAGACUGAAUUUAGAAGCAAUUUUCUUGUUGGUAAGUGGGAACUUUCCCACCUCUGUUACUCAAGAGCCCAUGGAAAACAUUUAAUGUCCUUCAUUUUAAAGUUGGUUGCUUGCAUGACUUUUCAGGAAAAAAAAUUAAGUCUUGGAUUGUUUUCAACAUGGAUCAGAGGUUUUGGGUUUACAGUGUCUCUGGGAUUGUCAUCCUUUCUAAGUUUUAACAAUAACAAUUAUUUUUUUAAAAUAUGACUAUGGACACAUUUUAUUAUUAUAAACUAAAAUAAUUUACUAGUGUAGUUGGGAAAAUGACUGUAAGGAAUUUGUUUUCAUUUCACUAAUAGUUUUGAGGAGUUUAUCCACUUAUUUAGUUUUUCCCAACCCCCCCGCCUUUAUCACACUACCCUUCCUCCACCACUGCCCCCACCCCUCCCUUCUCGUCUGUGUCUGGCUUUUGCCAGGCAGGCGAAGAGGACUGGUGAGGAGUGAGCUGUCACCAUGGGGUUGCACUAUCUCCCCGCUAACAUCAGCUUCCUGAAACUUCAUCCCCCAGGUUGCGAUGAGGGCCAGCAAGAUCAGCAGCAACGGGAGGAGCAGGGGAUUGUUGAACAAUGUGUGGGAUUGUGGGUUCUUUUUCUUUCUUUUUUUCACUUUUUUGCACAUAUUGUAAACAUUUGCACCUUACGGGAUCAUUAAGCAUUUAUUUUGGCCAGUCUUUUUGUUUUGUAUUUAUUUAUUUAUUUUCAGUGUGUUCCUUUUUCUUCUUUUUUUCAAUAAAUUUCAUCUUGCAUCUGAAGUACUUGUCUGUUGGUCCUCUGUUCAACUAACACUGAACUGUUUUCAUUUUUAGAACUUUCCUAACAAUAUAUUGCAUGCAAGACAUCGGUCAUGAAUAUGGAGGUA
Molecule: messenger RNA, 3635 nt
Organism: Salarias fasciatus (jewelled blenny)
Lineage: Eukaryota; Metazoa; Chordata; Actinopteri; Blenniiformes; Blenniidae
Gene: armc9
Product: armadillo repeat containing 9
Exons: 24
Coding region: 191-2407 (738 amino acids)
Biological process (GO): cilium assembly
Cellular component (GO): ciliary basal body; centriole; ciliary tip
Molecular function (GO): protein binding
Source: RefSeq, a predicted model, not a curated record